ACAGACACCAGAGGCACUCUGGGAAGCACUAGAGCUGAGGAAGGAAGGAGGAAAAGCAGAAUAAAAGAGGAAGACAUCCGUACAGAGAUCAAGACAAACCGUGGAAGCACCCGAAACGUUGGAUCUGGCAUGGAGGGAGACUUGCACAUGAUGAUUAAAGAAGAGGAAGUUCCCGUAGAGAUCAGCACAGGUGAAUUCGGGAACAGGCGUACACGGGAUGAUAGCUGGAUCGUACAGGAUUAUCAGAAUGACAGUCUUAAAGUUGAAGUCAAGGAGGAAGCACAAGACGCGUAUAUGAGAGGUGCUGGGCAAUGUAAGGAGGAGGAAUUUCCUACAGAGAUUGGUGCAGAUGGACAAUACAGAAGAAUUCCUGAUGGUGCUGACCCACUUCUAGGAAGAUCAACAGAUUUUCUUUAUGAUGAAGAAACCAUUGAAGAUAUGUAUUCCUACACCAUGGACUCUGAUAGAGGGUCUUUUGAGGAUUCAUCGGAUGAAGACGAGGAAUCAGAACCCUCCUCUCCUGAAAGGGAGCCGGAUGAGGAACUCAAGGAAUUCCUUCAAAAGAUGUACGAGAGAGUAAAUCCUCCAGGUCAGCCAACUCCUCCAUGCUUCCAGGAUGAUCCCAUACGUCUCAGACCUCCUUCACCGUCCGAUGAAAGCCCCUCAGGAGACACCCUCAUCGGCAACAGCGACUGGUGCGUCUGCGGGAACUGCAGGCCGAUGCUGACAAAUUUCGAGUCGGUGUGCUGCCACAACGUGGACAGCGCGGACCGGUUUAUCACGGGCGACAUGCACUGCCUCACAGAGGCAGAAGAAUUCCGUGAACGUUGCUUGAACGAAAGAAUCCUCCGGUACCAACUCGAAUGUGACAACCUCACGACUAAAAAGGAUUUCGAUAAUGACAGAAAUCGGUGCUUGCGGAAAGCGGCCUUCCGGUCCUACACCCGGAUGGUUCACGGGUUUUGGGGAAAGAAGAAAAGAAUCCAGGUGCCAUCUUGUGUUGUAUGGGCUGUCCGAAAUGCCUUCCCAGACCCAGAUGGACGUUACAUAGAAGUGGCCCUGUGGCCCAGUGAUUAUAUAGCCAGUGAUAUGGCGUUGUACAUGUAUUAG
Molecule: messenger RNA, 1110 nt
Organism: Staurois parvus
Lineage: Eukaryota; Metazoa; Chordata; Amphibia; Anura; Ranidae
Source: the annotation of a GenBank genome assembly